AUGAAACCUGAAUCAAUAAGUACUAGUACCGUGACGGCGCCGACGCCAUCAAAGCGGAGGCGGGUGGCCGAUGUCAUUGUCAUAAGCAGUGACGCCGAGCCGGACGGCUGCAAGGUCUUGGAGCCGCGCCGCGGCGUUGCAGCAGCCGCCAAUGACCGGGACAGCGAAGCCGCUUCGCGACGUCGGCGCCCGCUGGGGUUGUUUGCGCAACUGCAAGAGGACGGCUUCAGGGACCUCAAACGAGACAUCUGCAUCGAAUUGAACAGUCUUCACCAACCGCUCGAGGGCCGGGACGGGGACACUGAGAAGGCGCUUCGCGAUGCGCUACGGCAGUGGGUGGAACAGCGCAAGCCGCUGCGGGAUACGAACCAUCUUUAUUACCGACUCGAUAACAGAUACAGCCGUGCCUAUGACCCAGCAACCAACAGUUACAAGCCGCCGGCAUUCGUGGGACGCGAUCGCGCCGUUGUCGACAUGCUCGGCGAGCUGACGGGAGACGUCCCUCUUGAAAUAUUCAUUGCCGUGCUGGAGAGGGAGGACACGAUCGACUCGGUUCGGAGCUUUCUGGCCCGGAGCCUUAUUGACCUACAGGGACGCGAGCUAGCUUCGGAUAUCCCGGUGGAUGACCAGAAUUGGGCGGUACUGUUAGUUCCACGAGACAGCGUGGUGGACUUUCUGAUGGAGUGCGCUGACGCUCUCGCUGCCUCGUCCAACUGUUACCCCCUUAAAGUCCCGGGCAUACAGGGGCUUGUGGAGUAUUUCAGCGCUCAAAUGGCGGUGGCCGGUAACUCCGACCGCAUGCUUCCCAUCUUCAAAGAGUUCUGUGCUACGCUGUGGCAGCUAGGUGGGGCAAAGGGGCUUUCAUUCCUUCCGCGGGACGUGACUGAGAAGCUGCUAAAGGCCGUGGUUCAUACCCAAGAUUGGCCCUUCCUUGGGCUGGCCGCUGGCCGCCUCGGCCCGUCGCCGCCGUUCGCCUUCUUCAUCUGGGUGGUUCAAGAGGUGCGCUCCGGGCGCCUCGGCCUCGUGGAGAUCAAGAAAAACUUGCUGGCUGCCGCCCUCACCUCAACGACCUGCUCCGAGAGAAUCCUCAUCGCCUGCCUACUUCUCCCUCUUCGAUCACUAAACGCUACGGGUGAACAGCUGCUACGGCUGUUGCUUUUAGGGUUGUUGGACGACCUGAACCUGGAUGGGGCGUGUUCUCAUGCUGGCUACAAUUUCGUUGACCUCGUCCACACAGUGCUAGGCCCCGAGGAGGUGGCAAUCAAGCUCGCGGAGAACAAUGCGGCAUGUGCAUCGUUCUGGCUUGGUGCCCUGAGUAGGCUCCUCGAGCCGCGCGUGGACCAUACUUCCAUAGCACCUCCCGCAGGCCUUGUCGAGCGGCUGGCAAGGACUGUCACCGAUGCGCUUGCUGUAUCGAAACUCUUUCGAAGGGGGGCCGAAAUCUUGGAUUUGCGUCUAGGGCGCAUUUGUGAAUGCUCCUCAGUAUCUUCGAACAGGAGCUCGUCUGGGGCGAUCGAUGGUCUUCAACUUGCUUCGCUAAUCCCUGAGCUCCUUGCACGCGGCACGCACAGCGUCGUGGCAUACCUCGCCUUCAAAAUCGCCGGCGAUGCCGCCCUCAUAAGCCCGAGGACUUCCCAUCUCUUUGGAUACCCUUUUUGGGCCACCCACGAGAAACGUGGCGUUCCGCUGCCCACGGCUCGCUACCGACAUCUCUUUGCCGCAAUCCUCGAGGCUUACCUUGCUCGCUGUGUGGGCUCGGCGCCGUCCGUCAAAUGGGACCCUAAGUUCCGCAAGGUCUUCUGCUUGUGCAGGAUUUGCCACCUGUUCAACUGCUUCCUGAAGAGUAGCGCCACUGCUGCCAGCUUCACCUCCACUAUACCGGCGGAUGUCUCUUAUAUCAAGAGACGCUUGGUGCCGUACGGCUACAAAAGCCACCGUUGCCGUUUUACCAUGGAGAACGGGGUGAUGAUCGUCCGGAAGUGCGAGGAAGCCGAUGAGCAAAGUCGGCAGAUUUGGGAGGACAGGAUGGCCAAGGCAAACGGCGAACUAGCCAAGCUGAAGUGGAGGCUAGCAUUGCGCACUAUCGUUGGGGAUGAUUACUUGGCCAUCUUUGACUUCCAGCCGGACCAGGAGUUUGAACAAAGCAGUCCUGUUCCCGUUGAAAGCCUGAUGAUGUCGGGCAAAGAGACGCCGCGCCUUGACGCAGCUGAAGCGCCGUUCUCCACGCCACCGAAGUCCCCGUCCUACGUUGCGUCUAAACCUUCGGGAGGCAGUCAUGCGUCGAGCCUGGAACGCUUUAAAAUGUCGACCAUCAACCGCGCUGCGUCGCACCCGGCGGGCCUAAAUGGAUACACUCUAUUCGCUGCUGAGCUUCAGGAACGCCGGUACGACCUAAGGCUGCCUACGUUCACGACACCUGAGUUGGCACAGCGAUGGAAGGAGCUGUCGGACAGGUCGAGACAGUAUUACAGUGUCAAGGCCGCCAAUUUGCGGCCUACGGCCGCUCCAGGAGCAUCUUCACCAACAAUUCCCAACCGGUACGGCGGUCGUCUGCCUUCUAUUCCACAAUCCUUGCCUCGUCGAGCGCCACUGCAGUCCCAAUCGACACCUUUUCAGCGCUCAGCAAAUGUGGUUGGCGGACAACUUGCGUCAAGUAGCGCUUCGCGGAGGUGGCCGUCGACCCCAUCGUCGCGGCCCACCGCAGCCGCGACAGUGCUACCUCCUUCAGGGUCGCGCACUGUGCUAGCCCCCAUUUCCUCAAGCCGGCUCAACUCGGCCCAGCCACCACGUAGUCAUCCCAAGAUCAAAAAGGAGAUUACUUCUCAAGCAACUCCUUCGCGAGGUGUCAGGCAGACGGCACCGGUAGUUAUCGACUUAACCGGAGAUGACUGA
This is a messenger RNA of Chaetomium strumarium, 2892 nucleotides long. RefSeq lists its product as uncharacterized. Bases 1 to 2892 code for a protein of 963 amino acids. NCBI's taxonomy places the organism in Eukaryota, Fungi, Ascomycota, Sordariomycetes, Sordariales, Chaetomiaceae. The transcript has 5 exons. The record is from RefSeq and is a predicted model, not a curated record.